AUGAGGACCACCGGGUUUACCACCGAGAGUGGAAGAACUUGCAGUUAUGUGGGUUUGAUCCUGUGCCUCCACAUUGGGAGGGAUCUCAAUCCGACUGUGUCAGCUACUAGGUCAUUGGCAAAUUGGAAUAGUUGGCAUUUGAAUCAAAUACGAGGUCAUCGCUUUGUUGUGGAUGACCUCUACUGUAAAGAAGAGGAUGAACGGAAUAACAAUAUCGGAAGAAACCUUUUAUUGGACCACGACCAGUUCUGGGAAGAAAUUGAGCUGCACCUUCUCCUGUCAAAGGAAGCACAGACUCAUCCCGAUCCCACCCUCAACAAUUGUGAAACAGAUGUUUCUCUGACGUCUGCCCGCCGGAACGCAGUGGAGUGGAUACUGAAGGUUGGUGGUCAGUACAGCUUCUCUGCUCUCACGUUAGUUUUAUCAGUCAGCUACCUCGAUCAAUUUCUCUCCACUCUUCAGAUUCAGAUAGACAAACCAUGGAUGAUGCAGCUCAUUGCUGUGGCUUGCCUUUCUUUAGCUGCCAAAUUGGAGGAGACCCAUGUGCCCCUCCUCUUAGAUUUGCAGGCUGUGGAAGCGAGAUAUGUGUUUGAGCCAAAAUCAGUUCAGAGAAUGGAGCUCCUUGUGCUGUCUACACUCAAGUGGAAAAUGUAUCCCGUUACUCCUAUUUGCUUCAUCAAUCACUUCAUCGAAAAGCUUGACGCAAAGACCUGCUAUCAAYCUGAAUUGCGUAUAUUGUCUGAGCACGUUCUUCUCUCCGUCGUCACUGAUUCGAGAUUUGUCUGUUAUCGUCCAUCCGAAUUAGCCGCGGCUAUAAUGAUUUAUGUGAUUAACAGGACUAGAGCCAACAGUCAGUCGGUUAAUUACAAGAAGAAGCUGUUGAGUAUCCUAAAAAUCAGCACCGAUAGGUUAGAAGGUUGCAAUCAACUGAUAGUCGGGUCUAGUUCAGAUGUACAAAUUCAAUUAUGUACUUGACUUACUACUGCGAUGGCAAUUAUCAG
This is a messenger RNA of Nelumbo nucifera (sacred lotus), 1001 nucleotides long. NCBI's taxonomy places the organism in Eukaryota, Viridiplantae, Streptophyta, Magnoliopsida, Proteales, Nelumbonaceae. The record is from RefSeq and is a predicted model, not a curated record.